AUGGGGACCGUGGCCGGGAUCACCACCAUCGAGGCGGUGAAGCGCAAGAUCCAGGUUCUGCAGCAGCAAGCCGAUGAUGCAGAGGAGAGGGCGGAGCGCCUCCAGCGGGAAGUGGAGGGGGAAAGGCGGGCCCGAGAACAGGCUGAGGCUGAGGUGGCCUCCUUGAACCGUAGGUUCCAGCUGGACCGAGCUCAAGAGCGCCUGGCCACUGCCCUGCAAAAGCUGGAGGAAGCUGAGAAAGCUGCUGAUGAGAGCGAGAGAGGUAUGAAGGUUGUUGAAAACCAAGCCUUAAAAGAUGAAGAAAAAAUGGAACUCCGGGAAAUCCAACUCAAAGAAGCUAAGCGCACUGCAGAAGAGGCAGACAGGAAGUAUGAAGAGGUGGCUCGCAAGUUGGUGAUUAUUGAGGGAGACUUGGAACGCACAGAGGAGCGGGCCGAGCUGGCAGAGUCCCGUUGCCGAGAGAUGGAUGAGCAAAUCAGACUGAUGGACCAGCACCUGAAGUGUCUGAGUGCUGCUGCAGAAAAGUACCCUCAAAAAGAAGACACAUAUGAGGAAGAGAUAAAGAUUCUUACCGAUAAACUCAAGGAGGCAGAGACACGUGCUGAGCUUGCUGAGAGAUCGGUAGCCAACCUGGAAAAGACAACUGAUGAUUUGGAAGCCAAACUGAAAUGCACCAAAGAGGAGCACCUCUGUACACAAAGGAUGCUGGACUAG
Messenger RNA from Rangifer tarandus platyrhynchus (Svalbard reindeer), 714 nucleotides. NCBI's taxonomy places the organism in Eukaryota, Metazoa, Chordata, Mammalia, Artiodactyla, Cervidae. The record is from the annotation of a GenBank genome assembly.